AUGGACAGUCAUUUGUUGAUCGCCACUUUGCUGUCCUGGGUGGACAAAGAUGCGGAAAAGUAUGAUGUCUGUGAAAUUACGUUAAGUGGAUUCGGUGGCAAAAUGCGAUAGGCCGAAAUCGUCUCCAGCAGCGGCACAAUGAGCAGAGGUCACAAGGUAUCGGGCGGUUACUUGGCUUAUGAUGGCUACGUGGGUCAUGCUGUUGGAACCUAUACGAGAGCCAACGCCGGUAAUGGAGGAGACACCGUCUCUAAUCGCUCUUUGGGCAACUCCGGAAGCCCGAUGCGGGCCCAGGUCGUGGAGCGCUCUGCCAAUGGAGUGAAGCGACGAGGCGGA
This is a messenger RNA of Dibothriocephalus latus, 336 nucleotides long. Lineage: Eukaryota; Metazoa; Platyhelminthes; Cestoda; Diphyllobothriidea; Diphyllobothriidae. The record is from the annotation of a GenBank genome assembly.